This is a messenger RNA of Sorghum bicolor (sorghum), 1916 nucleotides long. Its product is annotated as probable glucan endo-1,3-beta-glucosidase A6. Lineage: Eukaryota; Viridiplantae; Streptophyta; Magnoliopsida; Poales; Poaceae. Gene Ontology annotation, biological process: carbohydrate metabolic process. Gene Ontology annotation, molecular function: hydrolase activity, hydrolyzing O-glycosyl compounds. The coding region runs from base 201 to 1652 and encodes 483 amino acids. The record is from RefSeq and is a predicted model, not a curated record. Gene Ontology annotation, cellular component: plasma membrane. The transcript is spliced from 2 exons.
AUAAACAUUUUGAAAGUUUGAAUGUGGAUGACACUCAGAAACAAAUUUGAGGUUUGAAAUGCAUGGGUCCAUUAUUAUAAGGUGAGAGUGAAAUGCUCGUCAGUUCUACAUCUACAGUACAUAGCAGCUGAUGGUACUGCUUGUUAGUCGUCACUCCACUCAGUCCUCCUAGGAGUACGCGGCUACGCCACAACUCAGCCAUGGCAACGCCGCUGCACCUCCUCCUCGUGCUCGCCGCCAUCGUCACCGCGGCGACACCGUCGUGUGUAGCAGCAGCAGCAUCAUCCGCCGCUUCCACAGCCGAGCACAUCCUGGGCGUCAACUACGGCACGCUGGGCGACAACCUCCCGCUGCCGCAGCGCGGGCUGGAGCUUGCCCGCUCGGCGGGGGCGUCCGCCGUCCGCUUCUACGACGCCAACGCCACCAUGCUCGCCGCGGCCGCCGCCUCGGGGCUCGAGUUCGUGCCGAGCGUCCCGAACGAGCUGAUCCCGUCGCUCGCCGCCUCCCAGCGCGCCGCCGACGCCUGGGUGGCCACCACGCUGCUCCCGUUCCGCGGCAACCCGCGCCUCCGGUACCUGUUCGUCGGCAACGAGGUCCUCUCCGACCCCACCGCCAGGUCCCGGUGGCCGCGGCUCGUCCCGGCCAUGGCCAACGUCCACCGCGCGCUCCACCGCCACGGCCUCGGCAGCGUCAAGGUCAGCACCACGUUCAGCAUGCACGAGCUGGAGGGCCAGAACGUGUUCCCGCCGUCCGCCGGCGCGUUCAGGCCCGACAUCGCCGGCGCCGUCGUCCGCCCGCUGCUCGCCUUCCUGGACCGCACCGGCUCGCCCCUCUUCGUCGACGCGUACACCUACUUCACCUGGUCGGCGAACCACACCGUGGUGCCGCUGCCGUACGCGCUGCUGGCGCCGGCGUCCGGGUACGUGUACCGCGACCCCGGGACGGGGCUGUCGUACACCAACCUGCUGGACCAGAUGCUCGACGCGGUGGUGGCCGCCAUGUGCCGCGCGGGCCACUGCGGCGUCGGGCUGGCGCUGGCCGAGACCGGGUGGCCGACGGCGGGGGACCUGGACCAGUUCGGCGCCAACGUGCGGAACGCGGCCACGUACAACCGGAACCUGGCGCGGCACCUGGCGUCGGGCGCCGGCACGCCGCGGCGGCCGCGGGCGCGCGUAGCGCCGGCGAUGGUGUUCGCGCUGUUCAACGAGGACCUCAAGUGGGGGCCAGGCACGGAGCGGCACUGGGGCCUGUUCUACCCCAACGGCAGCGCGGUGUACGAGGUGGACCUCACGGGCCGGCGCCGGUCGCUGCCGUCGUACCCGCCGCUGCCGCCGGCGUCGAACGACCGGCCGUACCCGGGCCCCCUAUGGUGCGUGGUGGCGACGGACAAGGGACCGGUGAACGAGACCGCGGUGAGGGCGCAGGUGGCGGCGGCGUGCGCCGACGUGCCGGGGUUGUGCGACCCCGUGCGGCCGGGUGGCGCGUGCUUCCUGCCGGACACGGUGAGCGCGCACGCCAGCUACGUGUUCAGCGCGCACUGGAACAGGUUCAGCGAGGACUACGGCGGGUGCUACUUCGCCGGCUUCGCCGUGGAGACCACCGUCGAUCCCAGCCAUGGAUCAUGCAAGUUUCCAAGCAUUCUACUGAAGUGAAGGGGCUUCACAUUUCAUGGAAAAUCCCUGAUCGAGAACUGAUUGUCCUUACCUUCAAGUUGUUGCCUCCCAUUUCAUUCUAUAUUUUCCGGAUUUAAUUGGCUUACCGCAAAUCACAUGUUCAUGUUCGGUUGCUCAUGUAUCGCAGUUGAAUUGAUCCCGAGCAAUAGGUUCUCUUACAUAUUGCUCCCACCAUCGAGCAUCAUCAUUAAAGAAAAAAAAAGAGAAAGGGUAGUUUCAUAAACGAAGUAUUGUUUUCAUACA